Molecule: messenger RNA, 2580 nt
Organism: Colletotrichum truncatum
Lineage: Eukaryota; Fungi; Ascomycota; Sordariomycetes; Glomerellales; Glomerellaceae
Product: sphingolipid c9-methyltransferase
Biological process (GO): intra-Golgi vesicle-mediated transport
Cellular component (GO): Golgi apparatus; COG complex
Source: RefSeq, a predicted model, not a curated record
AUGGCUACCCCCGAUCUCUCAACCCUUACCUCUUCCGCCCAAAUCUUCUCCUCCAACUACACCCUCCCCCAGAUCCGAGCGAUCCACAAGUCUCUCCAUGUCGAAAUCGAUGAGAAGGCGAGCCGCCUGCGCACGCAGGUCGGUAGCUCCUACCGCGAUCUUCUCGGUACUGCCGACACCAUAGUCCAGAUGCGCAAGGAUAACGACGCCGUGCAGGGGGUGCUUGGCCGUAUGGGCGGGCGCUGCGGGCGCGGAGUCGUUGGCUCCAAGGUUUCUGGGCUGAGCAAAUUCGAGAGCAAUAUAACAGAACAAAGUCGUGCCGAUGUGGGUGUCGUUGCGAGGGCAAGACUGCUUGAAGCCUGCGGCCUUGUCUUGGGCCGCGUGCUCAAGGGCUCUGGGGCUGGUAGCCUAGGUUUGAGCAGAGGAGAUAGAUUGGUUCUUGCAAGCAAGGUCUUGGUUUUAAGUAGGCUUCUGACCAAGAGCUUGGAGGAGGAGAAGACACUAAAUGGGGAUGUCGGAUAUGCUGUUGAGGCUGCGAAGAAGAGUCUUGCUGGUUCGAAGAAGCGGCUUUUGCGAAACAUCAAGGGCCUGCUGGAGCGUGCCGGCGAUUCCAUCAAUCAGCAGGAUGUUCUGAAGGCGUUGUGUGCUCACAGUUUGGCUACAAGCUCCGGCGCCAGCGACGUCCUUACACUCUUUCUUGGCGUUAGAAAGUCUGCUAUGGCUAUGGCUUUUGAAGCCGAGGAUAACGAGCGGCAGGGCGGCACGGGAGAUAUCCUCAAAAGCUUAAACUUGUACACGAAGACACUGCUGGACGUACAAGCUCUUGUGCCAUUCAAGCUCUCAGACGCCCUUUCCAACCUCAAAAAGAACCCGCUGCUCGCAGACCCAUCACUUAAAAAGCUAGAAAAUCUGCGCCUGGAUAUAUAUGAGCGAUGGUGUGGAGAAGAUAUUCAAUGCUUCACACCAUUCAUACGGCACGACGAUCUGGAUGGCCCUCAGGCACGAGACAUGCUUUUUGACUGGGCAGACAAGAGCGGCAAGGUGCUCGUCAAUGGACUUAAGAAGACAAUGGAGCGCAUGAUGGACUUUAAGUCUAUCACGGAACUGCGUACUAGCGUGCUGCAACUCUGGAUCCGGGAAGGUGGUAAGGCCAGGGGAUUCGACCCUUCCGAGAUGCUGGACGAGUUGCGCAGCGCUAUCAACGGUCAUAUGCUGCAUGUCCUUGAGAUCAAGGUCAACAAGCUACAUCUUAUUGGAUCUGAGGUGACGGCAACGCUAGAUUCGUGGCAGGAUGGAGUAACGGAUCAGCCUAUCAGUCUUUGGGAUGUACGCAGUUUUGAUAUUGACUUGAUCAACGGAGCAGACCACUUCCUGCAGGAGCUGGUUGCACGGCUGCACGGCCGUAACGACUCCGUUUCUAAGGCUGUCAACGCCUUCCACUCGUGGAGGCAAAUUAUCGACGAAGUUGGCCACGUCGUGGAGCAGCUAAAGAAACAGCGCUGGGACAACGACAUUGAUGAGAUCGAGGAUGAGGAAACAAUCGAAGAGCGGCAGCAGUUACUGAGCAAGGAUGACCCUAAGAUGCUCCACGAGCAGCUUGACUCUAACCUCGUCAAGGCAUUCAAAAGCCUAGAUGAGAAGCUGACGAGUCUAUGGCAGAUACGAGCGGAUGCUCCUAAUAGCGGCAAGGUGGCUAUGUACCUCCUCCGCAUUCUCCGAGAUGUGCGACAGGGACUCCCGAAGCUUGACGCGGUCAAGGACUUUGGGCUGACAGUGGUACCUUCGCUCCAUGAGAAGCUUGCACAAUCUGUCGCCGCCAACCCCCUGCAAAUUUUUGCCACAAAGGCACUCACGCAGAACGUUGUUCUUGCGCGUCCAUUGUGGGAGGGUAGUCCUGAGCUGCCUACGCAGCCGUCCCCAAGGGUUUUCCGAUUUUUGAAGGAUGUCUCAACGGAAAUGGGUGAUGCUGGCAUGGAUUUGUGGAGUGCCGUGGCUGUGAGUGUCAUGAAGCAGCACCUCCGGAAGCAAAUUGGCGAGAAAUGGCUCGAGGCACUGGCGACAUAUAACUCGGAAGGAACGAAUGUUGAUGGUGACAAUGAGAAGCCGGAGGCUUCAUCCGAAUAUAUCUCAGAGAAGGCAGAGGUUAAGGAGUCUGCAGAAGGUUCGGAUGAGAACGAAGACGAGAAGCCUUCCGAAGAGAAGGAAGAUGAAAACAUAACCGACAAGGAGAGCAAAGUCGACGAGCAGAAAGACGGGGAGGACAAGGAAGAAGAUAAGACAGAAGAAGCGGAGAAGAAACCCAAGGAGGACGAGGCUACUACGUCUGCGGCAGUGUCGGAAAUGGACGACGUUGCUCAGCAGCGCCGCGACCUCUUCAUUCAGUGGCUCUUCGACAUCUCCCUCCUUGGUUGCUAUCUUGACGCCUCUUCGGAGACCAAGGGCGACGAGUUCAAGGAUUUGAAAGAGAAAAUAUACGAGCGCACGGGAUUGGACAGCAGUGAGGCGCGACAACGAAUUACCAAGUCGUCGCAAGAAUACCACAAGAAGACAAGCCUGCUCUUCGGCCUGCUCUCAUCAUGA